Molecule: messenger RNA, 322 nt
Organism: Racocetra fulgida
Lineage: Eukaryota; Fungi; Glomeromycota; Glomeromycetes; Diversisporales; Gigasporaceae
Source: the annotation of a GenBank genome assembly
AAAAAUAAGUGGGCAUAUGAAAUAAUUGAUAAUAAGGGUGAAAUGGUAUUACUCAAAUUCAAAAAAGUCAGUGAUAAUUACAUAAUUCGUAAAAUGAUGCCACCCACAUUCGACAAUUACAUGUUGAUUCUUGAUCCGAUUAAAUAUUUCGAUAGACCUUUAAAACAUAAAUAUUUCAUGGUUAAUAAGAAAAAAUAUUAUGAUUCUGUCAACUUCGUUGCAAGCUUUAAGAAAAAAGAUGAGAAGAUUACAGAGGAUCUGUACAAUUAUGUUAAGGCUAGAUUGUCCACAAUUAUAAUCGGAUCUACUGUUUUACAAGAGG